Molecule: messenger RNA, 1236 nt
Organism: Microthlaspi erraticum
Lineage: Eukaryota; Viridiplantae; Streptophyta; Magnoliopsida; Brassicales; Brassicaceae
Source: the annotation of a GenBank genome assembly
AUGAAGAUGACGACGAUGGACUACGUAGAAGAGGAACCUCUCAGCCCAUUGGCGCGUGUAUUCCAAUCGCCGCUCAUAGAUACUUGCAUUAUCACGAUGAUCGGUUUCAAAUCGAAGAUUAGUCCUGACGUCAUUCUUGAUGACUUGAGGCUUAACGUUUCUAAGCAUCCUCGUUUCUGCAGUAAAUUGUCAGAUAAUGGUGCAAGAUGGGUGAAGACCGAAGUCAUUGUGGAAGACCAUGUACAUGCACCCGAAAUAGAUCCACAAGAGGUCAACGAAGAUGGACAAAGAUUCGUUGACGACUACGUCUCGCGUCUAACAAUGAUUCCUCUAGAUAGAUCAAGACCAUUGUGGGACAUUCACAUCCUCAACGUCAAAACAAAUGACGCAGAAGCUGUCGGCGUGAUAAGAUGUCACCAUGCAUUGGCGGAUGGAAUGUCCUUGAUGUGUCUCUUGGUGGCGUGCACCCGGAAAUCAUCAGAUCCCGAGGCCUUUCCGUCCACUCUUGCCAUAAAACGUCGUGGACAUUUUUUGCCGCAAAGCCUUGGAAACAAAAGCGAUCUAUUAAGGUCAAUAUUCGCGAUUCAUCAUGCGUUGACAUUGAUUUGGAACACCGUUGUGGAUCUUCUGCAUUCUUGGGCGACUGUAUUGUUCUUGAAGGAUACAGAGACCCCUCUUAAACAGGGUGGUCGUGUCGAGAAUAAACUAAAGAGGUUUUAUCACCGAACUAUCUCACUGGAUGAUAUUAAACUUAUAAAAAACGCUAUGAACAUGACUAUCAACGAUGUUCUUCUUGGAGUUACACAAGCAGCACUUUCUCGCUAUCUGAACGGAAGAUAUGGCAACGCAGAUGUUGAGAGUGGAGCAUCGACAUCGGAUCAGAACAACCUUCCAGGUGGAAUACGACUUCGAGCAGGUGUUGCAGUAAAUUUAAGGAAGGAGAUCGGAAUUAAGGUAGCAGCAGUGUUAUUCAAGAGAUUACAGUCGAAUACAACGACAUUCUUUUCAAACAUCGCUGGCCCCGUUGAAGAAGUAAGUUUACACGGCAAUCACAUCGCUUACAUCGCUCUCAGCUGCUAUGGAAACUCACAGGCAUUGUGGAUACAUUUCAUAAGUUAUGGGAAGAAAAUGAUUAUAUCGAUGGCGGUGGAUCCAACGGUAAUACCAGAUCCUCACAAUCUUUGUGAUGAAAUGGAAGAGGCUUUGAAAGCUAUAAAAGACACUCUUUUCUUGUAA